This is a messenger RNA of Blepharisma stoltei, 2884 nucleotides long. Lineage: Eukaryota; Ciliophora; Heterotrichea; Heterotrichida; Blepharismidae. The record is from the annotation of a GenBank genome assembly.
AUGGGUGAUCUUCCUCAAUCAGUACGAGUGCCAAAUAUUCGCCCAGUUGUAACGAUUGUAGGUGGGUCAAGGAUCCAAGAACUUCUUUCGAAAUUACUAAUAAGCAGCACUAUCGAGCAGCGACUGGAAUCAGAAUUUGUUGACUUCAACCAUGAAUUCAAGAUAAGAAGUGAAAAUAAAUCAUUUGAAAGAUAUUAAAAAUAAUAGGAAUUCUGUUAUGACAAUUCCUAUAAGAAAAUAAGACAAUAUUUAUUGCAAUUAAAUAUAUACCAAUAAAGGAAUACUUAAGCUUAACUGGACUACCAAAUGCAAGAAAGUCAUUCCUUCAGUCCUUCUUAUUGUUUUUGAUUGGGGAGGGCUAUCACCUGACUCUCCACAAUUAGAUUCUCAAGAUUGGAAAUCUAAAGAAGCUACCAUUGCUAGAUAUGUGCGCAGAUUUAAAGACCAGCUUAGAGGAAGACUAGUGAAAAUUGCUGUUUUAGCUAUUUUGAGUCCUAAUGAUGAUAACCCAUUAGAAGACAAAGGAUCUCUCAUUAAAAAAGCCUGCGAAAUCGACAGUAAAGGAAUAUUUCUCGCUAGAAUCAGCUUAGACGAAAAUGAUUCUAGGAUGAUAAAAUUCAAAAAAUACCUUUGGGAGAGCUCAAGUGCCCAUUAUAAGGACGAAAUCGAAAGACUAAAAAAAUUAAAAAGCCGAGCACAGAAAGAAAUCAGUGGAAAUUUCAUAGAACUGCAAAUAAGGUACAAUUUUAAGCUUGGAUAUUUAUGUGAGCUUAAGCAGGAUAAAGAAGCCGCUUUAAACCACUAUAAAAAAGCUUAUUUUGAGCUGCAGGAAAUGGGAACAAAUGACAUCUCGCAUGCUGAGGAAAUAAGAACUGUAGCAGAUUGGACUGCUCAUAGGAUUUUAUCAAUCCUCUUAAGCCCGCCUCAAUUGAUAUCAAGACUCAAAGAAGCGAUAACUGUCUUUAAAAACCAUUUAGUUCAAUACAAAAUUAACAAGCAUAAAGACAUCAUGUCUUUUGAGCAAUGAAAAUGGCUGAGUGAACAAUAUGGCCGCUUUGGCACUCUUAUUGACAAUAUUCCUCAAGAAAUAUUAGAAAAGGACAAUUUCUGGACACAUCCAGCCUUUUAUUUCCAGACCUCAGCCAUUUAUUUCUUAAACCGCUCCCAUAUCACUGUUGAAGACCCUGAAUUUAUGCAGUCAGUAAUAAACUGGAAAGGAUUUAUAGAAAAUACUGGGCUCAGAGUAAAAGACCCUGAAUAUGUAGGCCAAGCCAAAACUUUAAUUUCCCACCCAAACCAAAAUGAAAUGAUUGAAGGAAUCAGCUUAACUGACCAAAUGAAUAUCAUUAAAACCCUUGAAGAAGCUGAAGUCGACCAUAUUUCAAUAGCCACUGAUUAUUUCACAAGGGCGCUGAAAUUUUAUAAAAUAAUUAUUAUGAUGCCUAGGAUGGCUGCACAUAUUUCAUAUUGGCUUUCCGAACUUUAUAUGAGAACUGGACAAGGUGAUAUUAGCUAUAAAGUCAAAGUAGAGUUAUGGAAAAAGCUUGAUGGGUGGACAACCCUUUUGGCUUCAUUAAUUAAAGGUCUAUUAAGCUCUUCUACUGAAAACACUGAAGAAAACCUACAAUGGCUUUUGCAUUGUGCAAGCGUAGACAGCUCAAAAUCAGCCGAAUCAUUUCAAGAAAUUAAAAAAAUAUUAUCAGCACAGAUGCUUCAAGUCAGAAUGAAAUGCCCAGAAAAUUUAAUAAGUUUAGAAGCCUGCUUUAAACCAAAAAAAAUAUCGACUUACCAUCCUACAUUUCUUGAAAUAAAACUGGUAAGCAGCUUUCCUGAAAUUUUAGAGCCUGUAAAAAUCAGUUUGAUUUUUUCUGAUAGCUCUUUUAAUAGAGAUAUUGAAGAGACAAUAUCACUUAUUCCAGGCCAGCCUAGACUAGUAUCACAUAGAAUCCUUGUAAAAAGCGGAUUGGUGUCUGUGAUUGAGCUAAUAAAAGUCGUCCUCACAUAUGAGCCUGUAGCAAUGAGCAUGAUUGCAUUAGAAGUUGACACUUUAGCAAAACUCUAUGUAAAUCCUCCUCCAGCCAAGCUACUCCCUACCUUUCAGCACUCACCUCCAGCUUUAAUUUCUGAAUACUACCCUCUUACAAUUACCCUUAACCCGUAAAUUCUAAAUAGAGAAGCCGAAAUUACUAAUGGCAAACUUAUAAUUGUAGAAGAAACUAUUGACGAUGAACAAGAAAAAUCCAUCCGUAGGCCUAGCAUUGAUAGAGAAACUGAAAACAGCUUCUCAGUUGUCGUAGCAAAAGAUGAGCCUGAAGACUACACUCCAGGCGGGAUUAUUCUGCCGAAUUUGACUGAAAAAUAUGUUCUGCCGUUGAAAUUUUUAUUUAGUGAAGAAAAAACCUAUGAUUUGAAGGUGAAACUUAGGUACUCUGUAAAAGCAGAAGACGAUUUGCAGUAUAAGUCAGAAGAAGUUUAUGAUCUAGAUGUCCCAGUUUUUACCCCUUAUCAGUUUUCUAUUAGACCUGGAGGUCCAAAAAGCUAUUGUCGCAUUCCUCUACCUAAUAAAGAAGUUAAAGAAUCCCCUGUGGAUUUGAAAGUUAUAGUCCCUUCUAUAUUUUCAGUCCAGCAGCUAUUCGAAAUGAAAAUAAUUAUAAAAAAUAAGACAAAUGACGACAUGGAAAUAAAGCUUUCAUUAGAGCAAGUGUCAGCUUUUAUGAUUGGAGGGAUUGAAAGCUUAAAGUUCGUUUUAGCAGCACAGGCAGAAGAAACGUUUAAUAUAAACAUUUUUGGUAUUGAAGCAGGAACAUUACAGCUUCCAUCUGUAGUCAUAAAAGGAGCUGAGUUUGAGAAAAAGUGGGAAGGCCGUAUUUUAAUUUUGCCAUAG